Molecule: messenger RNA, 2007 nt
Organism: Thyridium curvatum
Lineage: Eukaryota; Fungi; Ascomycota; Sordariomycetes; Thyridiales; Thyridiaceae
Exons: 1
Coding region: 1-2007 (668 amino acids)
Source: RefSeq, a predicted model, not a curated record
AUGCCCACCUUCGCGAACUUCUCUACCACCCCCCCGGCCGGUCUCUUCAUCAAAAGCUCUUUGAUUCUCAAGAACAUCAACGUUUUGAAGCCUGUCUUGACAAGCGAAGCGAUUAGGGGCGGCCUCAUCAUCAAGAUGUCGACUCCCACCAUGUCGAACAACCUCCUCAAGCCGAAGAGGAAAUGCGCCGUCCUUCAACUCAUCAAGAAGAGCUUCUGGAAAAGUUUGUUUGGUUACAGUACCAAGAACUGCACUAAACCUGCCAAGAAUGCCGAAUGCGAUAUCGCAAUUCUUGACGAACUCGCCUCGUACAACACCAACACCGGCUGUGGCGACUCGGCCAAGCAUCACGAACGGCGCCGAGCCGCAACUCUCAUCUUCAAAGAGUUGAGCAACUACACUGUCGAGACCAACUUCGACUUGAAGGGCCGGAUUGAACACCGCGCGGCUUCUCAGCUUUGCAAAGAGCUUUCUUUCUUUGAUUUCGCUGCGACCAUCAAGGAUCGCCAUGCCGCUCUAGGCAUUUACCAAGAGUUGGGCUUCUACAACACUUUCUCCAUUGAUGAUCCAAAAGAUCAUCAAGUCUCCUCAACCAUCGACAACGAAUUUCCUCCCACCGACACCACAGACUUCCAGUAUAAAACAGAGGCCCAUGAUAGCUCCCCCCGUGCCAGCCCCGUCUCGCCCUCAGACUCGACAUUUUCCUUCCCUGCUCGACGGUCCUCCAUCGAGUCGACGACAUCUGGUUCCGAUUUUACGGAUCAGUGCGCUUGCGAGCAGCCUAGCUGCACUGUCUCGCCGGUCGAGACAGACACCGAGGUUAUCGAGCUUCUCUCUCCUGUGAGCACCAUUGGAAACCGGUCUCCAGCCCUCUUCUCCUUGAUCGACGUAGAGGAUGACGACAACGACUCAGAUAUUCUCCCGAUACCGCUUCCCGGAGCUUCUUUUAUCGCAGAUGAUAGUGGUGAGGACGACGAAGAGCUCACCACUUCUGCCGCUCCUGCUUUCCACACUGGCCAGACAGUCAACGCCCUCGACAACAGAGUGAGAGUGGACACCGACCCCUGUCGGAACUCUUGGAAUGAAGAGUCUGAAGAAGGAGAUGAUGAAGAAGGAGAUGAUGAAGAAGAAGAAGAUGGCGAUGAGUGCUAUGGAUGGAUCUCUUCAGCCGACAUGAACAAGGCAGAACUCCACGCUCGAACUUGUGAGGAGUUUGCACUCGAUAAUGGUCUUGAGCCCUUCCUAGACUCUCACCACGACUCGCAUCUAUUCGACAUCAGGGCUGUGCACUGGGAGUGCCGUGUAAAGUGCCAUGAAUACUGGUACGGCACUCCUUUCGGAAAUGUGUGCGACUGGGAGGUUUUGGACCAGCUUGACCCCUUCGCCGUCGCCUCCGGGGACUGCCCGGAGCUGAGACUGACCACUCCAGAGGGAGAGAACAAGUGGCUCCGGGACCCGCACUACUACGUGGGGAGUGUUUCGUGGGCUGAUCUCGACGAAGAGGAUGAAUACAGGCCUUCCCCUGUUCUAGAGGCACCAAAGCAAGCCAACCAGGAGCUGGAGGCGAUGAUACAGCAGCUGGAGGAGGUCAAACAAGAGCCGGAAUGCGAGUCGGAGCAGGAGGGAGAGAGUGAGGGGUACUACUACCGUCCCUCACUGUGCGACAUGAACCGCGAGGAGCUCCGGCAAGCAGCGGAGGAGGACUUCGAGAUCCGCUCGUACCUCUGGCGCUACAUGGAUGACAGCUGGGGCACCCACCUCUUCGAUCUCCGCUUGGCGAAGAUGACCUGCCUGGACCGCCGCGAGCGACACGAAUUUGGCCAACCCUUGGGCUGGACCUGCACCUGGACAAUCCUCGACAGCCCCGACCCGUUCCGAAAGGCAGACUCGACCGUCCCAGAGAUCAUCCUCACCACACCUGAGGGUGAGACAAAGUACCUUGCAGACAUGCAGUACUACCCGGGUUCCUCGUCGUGGGCUGACUUUGAUGAUGAGGAUGACUUUUAA